AAAAAUAAUAAUAAAAAUAAACAUCACAGUGCCAUCUGCUGGUUAGCAUCGGUAUAGCACGCAUGUUUCCCCAGUGACGGGAUGGCACUGCACUGCACUGGACCACCACACAGAACUCCAUCCUGACUCAGCGUUAUCGAGAUAAGCUAUUUAAUCAUGGAUCAUUUUCGCGGCUUGUUUGAUAAACUCGACAAGAAUGAAGACGGAUUUAUAUCAGUUGAAGAACUGCAUAGUGAAAUGCGAAGAAUAGGUGUGGUACCAGUUUGUGAAAAGGCGCAAGCCAUCCUGUCCAAAUAUGACCAAAAUGAGGAUGGACGUCUAAGCUAUGAGGAAUUCCUCAUUUACAUGACGGACAGAGAGAAGCAAUGGAAAAUAGAUUUCCAUGCCCUUGACAGAAAGAAGUGUGGAGCAAUUGACCUGGAGGAUAUCAUGACUCUGUUUAAAGAAUUAGGUGUGGUUUUAUCAAAACCCAACGCAAGGAGAAUCAUUCAAAUAAUGGAUAGAGACAAUUCUAUGACAGUAGACUGGGAGGAAUUCCUUCAACAUGUUAUCAUUAACCCAGCAGAUAACAUUGGAGAGCUGGUAUCUUCCUGGAAACAUAACCUGGUAUUUGAUGUAGGUGAGAGUCGCCCUGUGCCUAUUGAGCUAACCCAGGAGGAGACUGACCUAUCUGUCUGGGGGAAUUUUAUAUUGGCUGCAGGCUUGUCAGAUGCAGUAUCUAGAACUGUGACCGCACCAAUUGACCAGUUAAAGACCCGACUACAGGUUUUUGGAUCCAACGCUGUGUCUCUGGGAUUCCGAGAGCUGCAGACUGGAGGUUUUAGAUCCAUGUGGCAAGGAAAUGCUGUAAAUGUCCUUAAAGGAACACCGCAAUCAGUGCUUCAGUGCUUCAUCUAUGCACAGAUGAGGAUGUAUACUCUUGGCGAGCGGGACAGUCUGUCGGUGCAUCAAAGGUUUGGACUGGGCUGUGUUUCAGGGGCUGUAGCACAUGCUGUGUUCUACCCCUUAGAGGUGCUGAAAGUAAGACUUAAUCUCCAGCCUGCUGGCACCUACAUUGGAGUACUGGGAUGUGCCAAGUUGAUUUACCAUAAUGAGUCUGUGGCAGCUUUCUACAGAGGGUUCAAACCCAGCAUACUCUGUAUGAUACCCUAUGCUGGCGUGGAAUGUGCAGUGCAUCAGUCGAUUAUGAACUGGGCCAGACAGGACACAGCCCACAUCAGCGACCCCAAACUCUUCCUCUUCAGUUUUGCAGCGUUCGCAUCAGGACAGGCCACCAGUUACCCUCUCGCUGUCAUCAGAACACAGCAGCAAGCUCUAGCUAUCUGUUCAGCCUCACAGAAACCUGGACAUGCUCUUCAAGGUCUCAUUGGAAUCUAUGAGCAGUACGGACUCAGAGGUUUCUAUAAUGGAAUGGGUGCUAGCUUCGUGAGGGCAGUUCCUUGCGCUUUGCUGAAUUACAGCCUGACCUCAAAAUUUGAGACAUUGCUUUCUUCAUUGUCAUAAUAUAGAACAAGUGUUGAGGAAAGAUGCCAUGUAACUCUUUCUUGAUUUGUUAUUCUUUUACUCUAGUUUGUUUGUUUUAGUUAUGGAAGGUCACAUAUUUUUAAUGCACCAAUAUCACAAGGUGACAAAUAACCAAUUUGCUGUUGUACACUCUAUCGUUUUUACUUUGCACAUUGUUUGAUAUUGUUCUUUUAGGCAUUGUUAUUAAAGUGUGAUUGCAAUACUAAGCUAGUUGAAAACAAACACUGUAUAACACAGAGAGCAGGCAGCACAAGGUUUGCAGAACCCAAGCAAAUUUUAAACAGAAUAAAUGUUCAACAAAACAAUGAUCAUUCUUGAAGCAAUACUCUUAAUAGAUAGUAAGAUAAUGGUAAAUGUAGCCAAGUGCAAGAAAAAGAAUAAACAAACAAGGGAAAGCUAUGCUCAGUUCACAUUCAAAUCCUCAAAAACUAUUAGUUUUACACGCACUGAAUAUUUCAAUUAAAACUUGCUAUAUUUCAUGCUUAGGAUAAGCCUUAAAGGUGCACUCAGUAAUUUUUUCCUCAUUAAAAAAGUUUAACUCCUAAAGACAUGAAUUGUAAUUUUGCAAUAUAUGUAAAUCAUGAGCACUCCCAUAUUAAAAUGAAGACUCCAGUCAUAUCAGUAACCUUAUAAAAGCUGUUUUAUUCUACAUGGAGAGGGUCCAAACAUGGGGGCUGCCAUGUUAGAAUCACAUGACCAGCUGAAUACUACUCGCUUAAUCUCAGUAACCGUCCUUGGUAUUGGACACUUUCACUCACUGAUUAAAUUAAUCAUGUCUGACUGUGAAUAUUAAACGUCUACAAUGGUAUCUGAAACUGAAAUCUAUUGAUUUUAAAUUAUGCUGCAUCCAAGCCGCUAGGUGUCAGUGUAAGUCCAAGAUGACACAAAGACAAAAGUUACUGAGUGCACCUUUAAAAAGAAAAAUGAAAAUUCUGUCAUAAUUUACUCACCCUCAUGUUUUUCCAAUCCCCUAUAUCUUUCUUCCUUCAGAGGAACACCAAAUGAGAUACAGUAUAAGACAGAAUGUUAGCCUCAGUUACCAUUCUCUUUCAUUCAGGGCCGUAACCACAAUAUACUUUGAGGGGACAAGUCCCCCCAAUAAUCAUGUAUGGUCAGAUUGUCCCCCCCAAUAACUGAUAUCCUUGUUGCUGUUCUGCUGCAGUUCAUUAUGCACUGCUGUCUAAUUGUCAUUAAGUUGUUGCAGGAAUAACACAAUGGUUUAAAAAAAGUUACAUUUUUAGCAUGCUCAGUAGUCUUAACACCGCUCGUCAAUGUCAUAUGAGAUAGCCAAUCAAAUCGAUGAAGGCGGGACUCAAAUUUAAGAAGCAGAGCGGGAAACUUGCGUAUUAUUCCAGCGCCACGCAGCAUGCACGCAUCAGUGUCAACAGUUCAGGUUAAGAGUGUCAGUGUCAUGUAAGAUUUCAGUAUAUAACUAAACAUGCAAUAUUUGCCCACUAUUUUAUGACUGAAAUAUUGUGCAGACCAACAGUAAUUUCCAGUGGUGCAAACAUUCACCAUUUGGUGAAAUUUGACGUUUUGAAUUUAAAAUAUAUGUCACGUACAGUACGUGAUUCGUAUGUCAUUCAUUAUUUUGAAUGUGAAAACAUUAACGGAGCAGUUUUCAUCAUAACAGGCUUAAGACAAAGAGUAAAUGUGUGUAUAUUGUAAAGGGAUUGAAUGAAUGUGGUUAUCUGGUAAGUUUCUGAAGUACCUUUUUAGAAAAAACACUUGAUAUUGUCUUGAAAAUGAUCUAUAACACAAAGUAGAGUGUUAUCACCCAGAUCAGAACUAGAACAUGGUAAGACAUGUGACUUCUAUUGUGCUUUUAGGUUUUGUCAGGGACAGUGCCAUAUAUUUUAAUGCAAAUAUUAUUAGGUAAUAAUUCAAAAUAAA
This is a messenger RNA of Myxocyprinus asiaticus (Chinese sucker), 3417 nucleotides long. Its product is annotated as calcium-binding mitochondrial carrier protein SCaMC-3-like. Gene Ontology annotation, molecular function: calcium ion binding; ATP transmembrane transporter activity. NCBI's taxonomy places the organism in Eukaryota, Metazoa, Chordata, Actinopteri, Cypriniformes, Catostomidae. The transcript is spliced from 11 exons. Gene Ontology annotation, biological process: transmembrane transport. The record is from RefSeq and is a predicted model, not a curated record. The coding region runs from base 157 to 1503 and encodes 448 amino acids.